CCCCGCACAGCUGGGACGUGGGCCGCGGGCGGGCGGGCGCAGUUCGGACCCGGCCGGGGACGCGCCGGGGCCUCCGCGGUGGUCGGGGCGUCCGAGCGUCCUCGCGCGCCGUGGCCAUGGCCGUGCGCCCCGCGCGCGCCUGCCUGCUGGCUCUGCUGCUGUGCUACGACUGGGGGUCGCUGGUCGCAGUGGCCCAGAGGCCGGGCGCCGGGUGCCCGAGCCGCUGCCUCUGCUUCCGCAGCACCGUGCGCUGCAUGCAUCUGCUCCUGGAGGCCGUGCCGGCCGUGGCGCCGCAGACCUCCAUUCUGGACCUCCGCUUCAACCGGAUCCGAGAGAUCCAGCCCGGAGCGUUCCGGAAGCUGAGGAACCUGAACACGCUGCUGCUGAACAACAACCAGAUCCGGAGCAUCCCCGGCGGGGCCUUCGAGGACCUGGAGAACCUGAAGUAUCUCUAUCUGUACAAGAAUGAGAUCCAGGCGAUUGACAGGCAAGCCUUUCAGGGACUUUCCUCCCUAGAGCAACUGUACCUGCACUUCAACCAGAUAGAAACCCUGGACCCCGAGUCCUUCCGGCACUUGCCGAAGCUGGAGAGGCUGUUCCUGCACAACAACCGCAUCACACACUUGGUCCCAGGGACGUUCAACCACUUGGAGUCCAUGAAGAGACUGCGCCUGGACUCGAACGCCCUGCACUGCGACUGCGAGACCCUCUGGCUGGCGGACCUGCUGCAGACGUACGCCCGUUCCGGGAACGCGCAGGCCGCCGCCACCUGUGAGCACCCGCGCCGCCUGCAGGGCCGGUCAGUGGCCACCAUCACGCCAGAGGAGCUGGACUGUGAGAGGCCCCGGAUCACGUCUGAGCCCCAGGAUGCCGACGUCACCUCGGGGAACACCGUGUUCUUCACCUGCAGAGCCGAGGGCAACCCCAAACCCGAGAUCAUCUGGCUGCGGAACAACAACGAGCUGAGCAUGGGGACGGACUCGCGCCUGAACCUGCUGGACGACGGGACCCUGAUGAUCCGAGACACGCAGGAGGCGGACCAGGGCGUGUACCAGUGCAUGGCCAAGAACGCGGCCGGGGAGGUGAAGACGCAGGAGGUGACCCUCCGCUACUUCGGGGCUCCAGCCCGGCCCACCUUCGUGAUCCAGCCGCAGAACACGGAGGUGCUGGUCGGCGAGAGCGUGACGCUGGAGUGCAGCGCCGCGGGCCACCCACUGCCGCGGAUCUCCUGGACCAGGGGCGACCGCUCGCCCCUGCCCGCGGACCCCCGCGUGAGCACCACGCCCUCCGGCGGCCUCUUCAUCCAGAACGUGGCGCAGGAGGACGGCGGCGAGUACACCUGCUUCGCCGCCAACAGCCUGGACAGCAUCCACGCCACGGCCCUCAUCAUCGUCCAGGCCCUUCCCGAGUUCACGGUGACCCCUCAGGACAGAGCUGCGAUCGAGGGCCAGACUGUGGACUUCCAGUGCGAGGCCAAGGGCUACCCUCAGCCUGUCAUCGCGUGGACGAAAGGAGGGAGCCAGCUGUCUGUGGACCGGCGGCACCUGGUGCUGUCGUCGGGCACGCUGCGGAUCUCGGGCGUCGCCCUGCACGACCAGGGCCAGUAUGAGUGCCAGGCUGUCAACAUCAUCGGCUCCCAGAGGGUUGUGGCCCACCUGACGGUCCAGCCCCGAGUCACACCGGUGUUCAGCAGCAUCCCCGGCGACCAGACGGUGGAGGUGGGCACCAGUGUGCAGCUGCCCUGCAGCUCUCAGGGGGAGCCAGAGCCAGCCAUCACCUGGAACAAGGAUGGGGUGCAGGUGACGGAAAGUGGGAAAUUCCACAUCAGCCCCGAGGGGUUCCUGACCAUCCACGAUGUGGGGACUGCCGACGCAGGCCGCUACGAGUGUGUGGCCCGGAACACCAUUGGGCAGGCCUCGGUCAGCAUGGUGCUCAGCGUGAGUGUCCCUGAUGUCAGUCGGAACGGGGACCCGUUUGUGGCCACGUCCAUUGUGGAAGCCAUCGCGACCGUCGACAGGGCCAUAAACUCCACGCGGACACACCUGUUUGACAGCCGACCUCGCACCCCCAACGACCUGCUGGCCCUGUUCCGCUACCCGAGGGACCCCUACACCGUGGAGCAGGCGCGCGCGGGCGAGAUAUUCGAGCGGACGCUGCAGCUGAUCCAGGAGCACGUGCGGCACGGCCUCAUGGUGGACCUCAACGGAACGGGUUACCACUACAACGACCUGGUGUCUCCGCAGUACUUGAGCCUCAUCGCCAACCUGUCGGGCUGCACGGCGCACCGGCGCGUGAACAACUGCUCCGACAUGUGCUUCCACCAGAAGUACCGGACGCACGACGGCACCUGCAACAACCUGCAGCACCCCAUGUGGGGCGCCUCACUGACCGCCUUCGAGCGCCUGCUGAAGGCCGUGUACGAGAACGGCUUCAACACCCCUCGGGGCGUGAACCCGGGCCGGCUGUACCACGGGCACGCGCUCCCCAUGCCGCGCCUGGUGUCCACCACCCUGAUCGGGACCGAGACCAUCACGCCCGAUGCGCAGUUCACCCACAUGCUCAUGCAGUGGGGCCAGUUCCUGGACCACGACCUGGACUCCACGGUGGUGGCCCUGAGCCAGGCCCGCUUCUCCGACGGGCAGCACUGCAGCUCGGUGUGCAGCAAUGACCCCCCGUGCUUCUCGCUCGCCAUCCCGCCCAACGACCCGCGCGUCAGGAACGGCGCGCGGUGCAUGUUCUUCGUGCGCUCCAGCCCGGUGUGCGGCAGCGGCAUGACCUCCCUGCUCAUGAACUCCGUGUACCCUCGGGAGCAGAUCAACCAGCUCACCUCCUACGUCGACGCCUCCAACGUGUACGGGAGCUCGGAGCACGAGGCACGCGCGGUGCGCGACCUGGCCAGCCAGCGCGGGCUGCUGCGGCAAGGCAUCGCGCAGCGUUCCGGGAAGCCGCUGCUGCCCUUCGCUAGCGGGCCGCCCACCGAGUGCAUGCGGGACGAGAGCGAGAGCCCCAUCCCGUGCUUCCUGGCCGGCGACCACCGCGCCAACGAGCAGCUGGGCCUCACCAGUAUGCACACGCUGUGGUUCCGCGAGCACAACCGCGUGGCGACCGAGCUGCUGGCGCUGAACCCGCACUGGGACGGCGACACCCUGUACCACGAGGCCCGGAAGAUUGUGGGCGCGCAAGUGCAGCACAUCACCUACCAGCACUGGCUCCCCAAGGUGCUGGGCGAGGUGGGCAUGAAGAUGCUGGGCGAGUACCACGGCUACGACCCGGGCGUCAACGCGGGCAUCUUCAACGCCUUCGCCACCGCUGCCUUCCGCUUUGGCCACACGCUGAUCAACCCCGUGCUCCAGCGGCUGGACGAGGACUUCCAGCCCGUCGCGCAGGGCCACGUGCCGCUGCACAAAGCCUUCUUCUCCCCGUUCCGCAUCGUGAACGAGGGCGGCAUCGACCCGCUGCUGCGGGGCCUGUUCGGGGCGCCCGGCAAGAUGCGCGUGCCCUCGCAGCUGCUGAACACCGAGCUCACCGAGCGCCUCUUCUCCAUGGCGCACACCGUGGCCCUGGACCUGGCGGCCAUCAACAUCCAGCGCGGGCGCGACCACGGCAUCCCGCCCUACCACGACUACCGCGUCUACUGCAACCUGUCGUCCGCCCACACCUUCGAGGACCUGAAAAACGAGAUAAAAAACCCUGAGAUCCGGGAGAAGCUCAGACGGCUGUACGGGUCCCCCCUCAACAUCGACCUGUUCCCGGCCCUCAUGGUGGAGGACCUGGUGCCGGGCAGCCGCCUGGGCCCCACGCUGCUGUGCCUGCUGAGCACCCAGUUCAAGCGCCUCCGGGAUGGGGACAGGCUCUGGUACGAAAACCCGGGGGUGUUCUCGCCGGCCCAGCUGACGCAGAUCAGGCAGACGUCCCUGGCCAGGGUGCUGUGCGACAACGCGGACAACAUCACGCGCGUGCAGAGGGACGUGUUCCGGGCGGCGGAGCUCCCGCACGGCUACGGCAGCUGCGAGGACAUCCCCAGGGUGGACCUGCGGGUGUGGCAGGACUGCUGCGAAGACUGCAGGACCAGGGGCCAGUUCCACGCCUUCUCUUACCACUUCCGAGGCCGGCGGUCCCUGGAGUUCAGCUCCCGGGAGGAGGAGCCCACCCCGGAGGCCGGGCCCGGGAAGACGCUGAGUGUCGGGGAGCGCAGCGAGCGUCCCAGGAACGCCACCCCACCCUCCUCCGAGCACCCGCAGGGGCCGGGGACGAGCGACUUCCGGGACUUCGUCCUGGAGAUGCAGAAGACCAUCAGCGACCUCAGGGAACAGAUAAAGAAACUUGAGUCUCGGCUCAGCACGGCCGAGUGCACGGACGCGGACGGGGAGCCCCACGCGGACGGCGCCAGGUGGAAGCGAGACGCGUGCACCCUCUGCGAGUGCCGACACGGGCAGGUCACCUGCUUCGUGGAAGCCUGCCAGCCCGCCGACUGCCCCGCGCCCGAGAGAGUGGACGGAGCCUGUUGUCCGUCCUGCCCGAAGGACAGCCCGGGAGUGCGGCCUUAGACCCCUCGUGCUCCGUGCAUCCCCUGCAGGCAGCGGCCGGGGCGGGGCCUGCAGGCGGGAGGACGCCGAGGACUCGGCCGCUGCAGACACAGCGCGGGGGCUCGGAGCAGAGACUGCGCGGUGGGAGCAGACACGAGUCCUGACUUCACGUUAGAUUCUCAGGUUUUUAUUUAAUGUUUUUAACGAAAACUCGGUGCUACUAUUAAAUUGCACAGUUAAGUCAUUUAGGACCCUGCAGGGGUUCCCAGACGCCCCGUGCCUCCCGACGGACAGCCGCCCGCCAGGCCCUGGCCUGGAGCCCACGGGUGGGGGACGCGCCCAUCUGCAGAGGGGCUCCGUCUCUGGCCAGCGGAGCAGGCCCUGGCACCUGGGAACCCUGAUGCCUGCCCUUCAGCCCCCGGCACACGGGACUCAGGUCAUCGGGCCCCACUCGGAGAGCGGCUGGAGCUGGCUGCGCCUGCUGCUGGGCUGGGGGCCGGCCGGGAGACCGCCCUCCGCUCCCCCACCCACCCCGCCACCCUCGGGCUGUGCCCGCCCGGCCCAGCGCACGGCGGGCUCCGUCGGGCGUGCGCGUGCCUCGGAGGAGCAGUGCGUGCCGGAGCCUCCCCCUCGGGCUGCGUGGGCGCCCGGAGGAGCAGCGCCCUUUACCUCAGCCGCACGCCCGCCGGAGCGCGGGGCGUUGUGCGAAAGCCGCCCCGGGUGGCAGUGUCAGCUCGGCCGGGACUCGUCCUCCCCCCCAGCAGGGCUCCCCGAAUCUGGGGCCGAGCAGCUGUCACACCUCAGGGCACACGCUCUCUGACGGACCAGAGACCUCCCGUCUCCCUCUGGAAAGUUGAACCCCGGUUCUCCGGUGUCGCCCACCUCGAACAGUCUGACUCCCGGCCAGGGUGUUCCAGGAACGUUCAUCUCGGUCGUCGGACAGACUUCGGUUCUCGCCCCAGGAGCCCGCGCGUGCCGACGGCUGCAUGACGCGAACCGCUCUCCGGGGGGAGGAGCGGCGGGUGGGAGCCGGGGUUCUGCUGCGCGGAGGGGUCUGGGCUCCGGGUGGUCUGUCCCUGGGGGCUGGACGAGAGACCCGCCUGCCGCGGGGGCGCUGCGUCUCCGGGGCGGCGCUGGCCUCCCACCCUGGGCACCGUCGCAGUGGAUUUGAACCCGGUCAGCCCGACUCCUCGGCCCCGUGUCGCAGGUCGGAGUGGGCGGCGUUUCCCAGGACAUGGGACUUCGUCUGCGACACGGAGUCGAACUGAGCCGUCUGACCUGGGAGCCGGCGUCUGGGAGCCGGGAAGUGGAGGCCUGGGCCGGGAGGGGGGGCGGUUCCGCGAGGCGGCCGCAGUCCGGGCGCCCGGGAGGCUGGGCUGUGGCCGUGCAGCUGGGGCGGCACGCGGGUGGUAAGGCGCAAGGCUCGGGCAAGUGCCUGGUGGUGGUCCGUACCCUGCGGGGGCGGCUCACAGUGAGGCCAAGCCGCAGCCGCAGGCGGGGAGCCUGGGGCGAGGUGCGACCGCACGGACCGCGUGGGCCGGGCGGGAGGCGCUGGGAUGGGAAGCGAAGUAUCUGUUAUUACGUCCCCCACCGUCGCCAACAGCUCUGUGCUCGAUGUAACCAGUACGUUACCAAAGAGACGUUUGCACUAUGUAACGAUGCCUUUCAGUUCGAAUAAACGGGCCACACUUCCCCGUGGA
Molecule: messenger RNA, 6226 nt
Organism: Phyllostomus hastatus (greater spear-nosed bat)
Lineage: Eukaryota; Metazoa; Chordata; Mammalia; Chiroptera; Phyllostomidae
Gene: PXDN
Product: peroxidasin
Exons: 23
Coding region: 117-4547 (1476 amino acids)
Biological process (GO): response to oxidative stress
Molecular function (GO): protein binding; peroxidase activity; heme binding
Source: RefSeq, a predicted model, not a curated record